GAAAGCAGAGAGAAUUUUGAGCAGUUGAAACCAGCCAAUUUCCCAUGGUGACCUAGCAACCAAAGGUGUGCAGGAGUGGCCAAGCUGGGCUGGGUGUCAAGGAAGCCAAAAGGAGCAACAUAGGAGCUGGGGAAGACCCCACCACACAGGGCACCCCGAGGUGUCAAGGGGACAUGCUUCACCCUUAGGUGAAGGAUUAGGGGUUAAGAUUUUAUUCCAAGCCAGGUGGGAUGAUAGGGGUGGUGAAGGGAUGAAAUUGAUCUGAUGCAUGGUUUUAAAGCUUAAACUGGCCUCUACCCCCAAGGACCUCUCCCCUCACCUGCUCACAGCACAGCCCUGUUCAGCUAUCUCCUGUUCCUCCUCCACAUCCCAUCACCACCUCCACCCUUUUGUCACCUCUGGCUGUGUAGCCUUCUCACCUGGGAGCAGGGCCACAUGAGGGUGGUAAAAAUAACUCCCUGUGACUAUGUGUGAAGGGAGAGAGGGGGGAGGGAGGCCAAGCCCAGCAUUGGACAAGGGUCCAGAGGGUGAGGGCAGAGAGGCUGGGCUCUCAGAACCUUGCCUCGGGUCACUAUUGCUCACUGAGUCACCUCAGCACUCCCAGCACCACAGCAACCCGUGUGCAGAGUAGCUCCACAGGGUAAGGAGCCCAGCUGGGCUGACUACUGGUGACACACCAGAUCCCCUCCUAAACCUGCCUUGAUCCCCCCCCAAGCCCUGCCCCAGCACUCCAGGCUGGAGCCCCAACUCCUGCUUUUUGACUCCCAGCUUUGUCCUCAGGGCCCCUGGGUACCAUCAGCAAUGCUUCGUGACCCUGACUGGGAGACCCGGCAUGCUGCCCCCAGCCCAAGUCCUUGCAAGUGUCUCUGAGCCCCCACCCCAUGCUCAGGCCCCCAUGGCGGGUGCAGUGGCUGCGGGCCGGAGGACUGCGCGGGUCAGCAUGCAGGAGCAUAUGGCCAUUGAUGUGAGCCCAGGCCCCAUCCGGCCCAUCCACCUCAUUUCCGACUACUUCCCCCACUUCUACCCCUUUGCUGAGACCACGUUGUGCACCCGGAACCCAUGCAUCACAGCCACCACCAUGGCCAUCCACUCUGCAUCCCAGCGGAAGCCUGACCCGGAGCCAGAGGGAGACUCGGAUGAUAGCACUGCACUGGGCACCCUGGAGUUCACACUUCUUUUUGAUGCGGACAACAGUGCCCUGCACUGUACAGCUCAUCGUGCCAAGGUGAGGAUGGGGCUGGGGGUCCCUGGGACAAAGGGCUGGGCCACAGGCCAUCAUCCUGCAUCCACUGUCUGUCUCCAGGGCCUCAAGGCACCAGCCUCAGGCUCUGUGGACACCUAUGUCAAAGCCAACUUACUGCCAGGAGCCAGCAAGGCCAGCCAGCUUCGGACCCGUACCAUUCGGGGAACGAGGGGACCUGUCUGGGAGGAGACACUCACCUAUCAUGGCUUCACCCUCCAGGAUGCUGUACGCAAGACCCUGCGGCUGUGUGUGUGUGAGGACCCACGGCUUCGGCGACGGCGGGCACCUCCCCUAGGGGAGCUGCGUGUGCCCCUGAGGAAACUGGUGCCCAACAGAGCGAGGAGCUUCGACAUCUGUCUGGAGAAGAGGAGGCUGACCAAGAGGCCCAAGAGCCUGGACACAGCCCGUGGCAUGUCCCUGUAUGAAGAGGAGGUGGAGACAGAGGUGGCUGGGGAGGAGCGCGGGCGCAUCCUGCUGUCGCUGUGCUACAGCUCACGGCAGGGUGGCCUGCUGGUGGGUGUACUGCGCUGUGCUCACCUGGCCCCCAUGGAUGCCAAUGGCUACUCUGACCCCUUUGUCCGCCUUUUCCUGCAUCCAAAUGAGGGAAAGAAAUCUAAAUAUAAGACCAGUGUUCGGAAGAAGACCCUGAACCCCGAGUUCAAUGAGGAAUUCUUCUAUGCUGGCCCUCGGGAGGAGCUGGCCCAGAAGACACUUCUGGUAUCUGUGUGGGACUAUGACCUGGGCACGGCCAAUGACUUCAUCGGCGGGGUGCAGCUGAGCAGCUGUGCUAGUGGGGAGCGCCUGCGGCACUGGCGUGAGUGCCUGGGGCACAGCAACUGCCGGCUGGAGAUGUGGCACCAGCUGGACAGCACACCCCUCCAGCUCAGUGACUAGCCCACUGGGCCCCGCUUGCAACUCCUCCCCACAGCUGCCCACAAUGUUCCCAUGGAACUGGUAGAGCCCAGGGGCUUCCUCACCACCCACUGUGCCCAGCCCCCCGGUCAAAUGGGUGUUUCCAGUCUCUCCUCUUUCACGUUCACCCCACCCCAAAUCACAAAGCUUAAAUAAACAAGUCCUUGAAGCCACGCAAUAGCGUAUCUCUUCUUUGGCUUUGGGCCCCAUUCUCCAUCUCCCACCCACUGUGGGGCCUGUGCUGUACUAGGCCUCAGGCCUUAGUGGUGACCAGGCUCAGCCCUCCCAGUCCCCCACCCCACUCUGUCUCCUGCACUCAAGGACUACUGCUCAGGACAGUCUAGGACUGAUUCACUGACUCCCAAAAGGUCAAGGUGGAGACCUCCAAAAGGCAUGGCCA
Messenger RNA from Otolemur garnettii (small-eared galago), 2555 nucleotides. Its product is annotated as double C2-like domain-containing protein gamma. The transcript is spliced from 9 exons. The record is from RefSeq and is a predicted model, not a curated record. Bases 833 to 2137 code for a protein of 434 amino acids. Gene Ontology annotation, cellular component: membrane. NCBI's taxonomy places the organism in Eukaryota, Metazoa, Chordata, Mammalia, Primates, Galagidae.